Messenger RNA from Rattus rattus (black rat), 253 nucleotides. Its product is annotated as ATP synthase membrane subunit DAPIT, mitochondrial-like. Lineage: Eukaryota; Metazoa; Chordata; Mammalia; Rodentia; Muridae. Bases 69 to 245 code for a protein of 58 amino acids. The transcript has a single exon. The record is from RefSeq and is a predicted model, not a curated record.
GUGGCUGGGUUUGCUGAAGGACAUCGGCUGCUGAGUUUGUGACUUGAACGAAGAAGAAGAUUGAAGUCAUGGCUGGUCCAGAAAGUGAUGGCCAAUUCCAGUUCACUGGUAUUAAAAAAUAUUUCAACUCUUAUACCCUCACAGGUAGAAAGAAUUGUGUCCUGACCACAUAUGGAGGCAUUGCUUUGUUGGUCCUAUACUUUAAGUUAAGGCCUAAAAACACCCCCGCUGUGAAAGCAACAUAAAGGAUUUU